GGCGGACACAGAUCGGGGCCGGACAUUGUGAGUCAGGAAGGACCGCCUCUUCCGGUGUCGCAGUUACGUUCGCUGCUUGGGCUCCAUGGCUGCGCUAGGGAGGCAGGUUCCUAGCUGGCGCCAUCUAAUGGCCCUCUCCUGGACCUGUUUGGCUCGGCAGACCCCUUGUCUUAGAGAACUAAAAAAGAUGAGUCCUUCUUUGUUGUGCAAACAACUGAUUACAGUAUCCAAUGGAGGGAACCUUCAAGAGCUGCCCAGUGUUAGGCCUAAAAAGCAUGUGCAGGAACCAGAGUGCAGGACACAUUUUGUUCAGUGUGUUCAUGAGGAUCAGAGGACUUGUGUGGAGCCUGAAAAGGUCAGCCGUUCCCUCCUGGACAUGGGUUUUGAUGAAGCCCAUAUUAAUGCCUUGCUCAGUAUACAGCCAAAUGUCCAUCCCCAACAGCUGCUGAACAUAAUUUCAGAAUUUCUGCUCUUGGGUUUGAACCCAGAGCCUGUAUUUAUGGCCUUGAAGAAAAGUCCCCAGUUACUGAAACUGUCUACGAUGCAAAUGAGGAGGCGUUCCAGUUACCUUCAGAAGCUUGGCCUUGGAGAAGGGAAACUGAGGAGAGUGCUUCACAGUUGCCCUGAGGUUUUCACCAUGCGUCAGCGGGACAUUGACAGUGUUGUGAAGGUCCUCAAGGAGAAGUGCUUGUUCACAGUACAGCAGAUCACUGAAAUUUUACACAGGUGCCCAAGUGUUUUUCAGGAGGACCCCAGUGAACUAGAAUACAAAUUCCAGUAUGCAUAUUUUAGGAUGGGACUUAAGCAUCUGGACAUUGUCAGGACUGAUUUUUUACAGUACUCAAUAACCAAGAUCAAGCAGAGACACAUUUACCUGGAGCGCCUUGGACGGUACCAAACCCCUGAUAAAAAGGGACAGACACAGAUUCCUAAUCCUUCAGUAAAGAUCAUUCUCAGAGUUUCUGAAGCUGAGUUUUUGGUCAAGACAGCGUGUUCCUCUGCUGAGGAGUUUGAAGUUUUUAAAAAGCUGUUGGAUCGAGAAGAAGAGGUGUCUGAGAGCCAUGCAUCUGAGGAGGAGGAGGAGGAGGAGGAGGAGGAGGAGGAGGAGGAGGAGGAGGAGGAGGAGGAGGAGGAGGAGGAGGAGGAGGAAGAAGAUGAAGAGCUGCUAUGAUGGAGGACUGAGAUGAAGAGGGUGCAGGGAUGCCAGAGGUCAUUCUUACUCUCUCAAAGUUUGGGGAGCUUCACCUGGAUCUUGUCAAGCACUUUUAGUCCCGACACUGGACUUUUGAUGAAAAAACAAACAAACAAAAAAACACAACAAUUUUAUCAUCUACUGGAGAUGUAGAUACAUCAAACUAAAUAAGGGAUUCUUUGUUGUGCUCUGUUGGAUUCUGUGGGAGGCCCUAUUCUAUCCUAAAGGACUCAGCUGUUAAAAUCCAGGGGAUACAACAAGUUUGGUGUCUUUUCCUCUGUUGAAAUAUGUUGAUGCUAAUUCUAGAACUAUGUAGAGAAAGAGGUGCCUUCUGGCUCAGGAACUACUUUGUAUUUCUUUGUAGUAAUAAAGAUAAAAUCAAGAGAAUGUUAACAUGA
Messenger RNA from Meriones unguiculatus (Mongolian gerbil), 1590 nucleotides. RefSeq names its product mitochondrial transcription termination factor 4 (gene Mterf4). NCBI's taxonomy places the organism in Eukaryota, Metazoa, Chordata, Mammalia, Rodentia, Muridae. The transcript has 4 exons. Bases 86 to 1171 code for a protein of 361 amino acids. Gene Ontology annotation, molecular function: double-stranded DNA binding. The record is from RefSeq and is a predicted model, not a curated record. Gene Ontology annotation, biological process: mitochondrial ribosome assembly; regulation of DNA-templated transcription. Gene Ontology annotation, cellular component: mitochondrion.